Sinocyclocheilus grahami is the source of this 1329-nucleotide messenger RNA. RefSeq names its product coiled-coil domain-containing protein 136-like. NCBI's taxonomy places the organism in Eukaryota, Metazoa, Chordata, Actinopteri, Cypriniformes, Cyprinidae. The record is from RefSeq and is a predicted model, not a curated record. The transcript is spliced from 3 exons. The coding region runs from base 45 to 863 and encodes 272 amino acids. Gene Ontology annotation, biological process: single fertilization; acrosome assembly. Gene Ontology annotation, cellular component: acrosomal membrane.
AUGUGUGUGACUUGAAAGCAGAGCGGCCGGGUAUAGGUAGCGAAAUGACAGCCAAAGAGCGAGGCUCACUGGAGGAUAACGAGGAGAGAGACCAGGAGGAGGUGGAGGCUGGAAACGGAGAGAAGGGGCAGGAGGAUGAGCGGGAGAAGAAGGAGGUGAAGGAGGAGACGGCGGAGGAGGAGAAGGAGGGGGACAGAGAGGAGCAGAGAGGAGUGGAUGACGAAGAUGAGCUGGAGGUGCUGAGGUCGCAGGUGGUGCAGCUGCUCCUGGAGCUGGAGGAGACCAGAGAGGUGUCACAACGACACGAGGAGAGCUACAACGAGCUUCAGGGUCUUUUGGAGGAAGAGCGGCUGGCAAGCGCCCACCAGGCCGAGAGCUUUACGAGGCAGAUCCAGAGACUUCAAGCUCAGCUGCGUUCGGUGCAGGAGGAGCUGGACAGUCUUGAGGAGGAGAAGGCCAGCGAGCUGUGGGAGGCGCAGGAGGAACUGCGUGAGGCACAGGAGGAGGUGCAGGAGCUGCAGCAGGCGGCGGAGGAGGCCGCAGCCGAGCGGGAGAAUGACAUCGCCCUGCUGCAGGAGGAACUGUGCCGUCUGCGCGCCGAACUGGAGCGUCUGCGCGGCACCACGCAGGAGUACGAGCUGGAGCUCACCACACUGCGGGCCGAAAUCAGCAUGAAGAACCAGUGCAAGGAAGAGCAGGAGAAAGCAGGAGGAGAAGGUCUGAUUCCCAAUUUCCCACCACACUACAGGCUCCCAAUGGAGAUAUCCCAGAUAAAAAGACCAGUUUAUAUCAGCUUGAAGCGUAGGUUAUACUGGCUAGUGCUGGUCUGGCUGGUGGAUCAACAGAGCCAUGCUGUUUGCUAGACAUUAGUGAAGCCUUGUUGUCCAGCUUGAUCUUUCUAAUGAGACUGGUUGGUCAAGGAUGUCCUGUUAGCUAGGGACACCAGUAUAAUGUGCUCCAAAAUGAAUGGGACUUGUUAACCCUGUUCACUCGUAUGAAACUCAACACACUAUUUAAAACUGUGGUAAUAUAUGGAGUAAAUGUAAAUGACCUUUAAUGAGCAGUGAGAUGGUGCAAUGAGGAAAUAAUACAGCACACACUCACACCCCUCCAAACCAACUCUCUGCAAUUGGCAGAAUGGGCCCAUUUUCCAUGAGGGUGUGUGUGUACUAUCUUGCUCCCAUAUGUUUGUUUGGAUGUGCUCAAAUGCAGAAGCUAAGAAGUGUGAAAUAGUGUGAAUGCAAAUGUCUAUUUCAGGUUUCUAUAUUUAAGAAUUACAUACACAAGUAAUUAAUUAAGAGAAAGACAGAUUUUGUGUGUGUGUGUGUG